AUCUAUUCGAUCUUCAAUCUUCGCCAAAGAACGAAAUGAAGUCCAGCAUUCGAGCGGCCAUAUGGUUAGUUCCGUUGGCAGUUGGAUGCAUGGCCCUGCCGCCGCAAUUACAGGCCGAUCUGAUGAGUAGCGGGAAGAUGAAAUACCGGCGUGCGAAGGCGCCAUCGUAUUUCAACGAAGAGGAGUCGAGCAGUUCGGUAAUUGCAUCGAGCGGUAGCGGCAUCGAUGAGAACAGCGUCGGCCCCACUACUACCAUUAGCAACGUUGCAAAAAUCAGCAAUGGCGGCGGUAGCAAGAACGUCGAUGCCAUUAUAUCAAACCCGCUUCCUCCUCGCCGGGUUUCCGCCACGAUUAACGGCGACUCGAUCACCACGCUCUUGUCCUCCUCCUCCUCCUCCUCCUCCUCGUCCUUGACGACGUCGACAAUGUCAUCGUCGACGGGACACGAUUCCUCUUCCGUCGAGGUCGCGACGGGCGGCUCGUCGACCUUGUCGAUCGCGGACGCGAGAACGGAAUUGGGAGCACCCGUGUCGUCGGCGAGCAACCGUGGCACGACGACCACGAGAACGACGAUGAAGAUGUCGACAACGAUGGCGAUAAAUACAAGCAGCUCGAAUUUAACCACGUUCCCCACCGAAGCCUCAUCGAGAACGAUCGCUUCGAAUCGAGACGCGAGCACCUUUUUACCUUCCUCGAAGAAAUCGACGACUAGCUUCAACGAGAUUACCACCACCCCUGCCUCGACCUCGUCGAAAGAAAUGAGGGAAUCGACGGGCAAGAUCCGACCCCAGAUCAAACUGACGAUGAACUACACGAAUCUUGGCGAGACUGGGGUACGAUUACCGGAGGGUGCGAGCGCAGCUCUUGCAAAACCAACCAAGUAUCACUACUAUCCACACAAUCAGCAUAUCUACUUGUUACCAGAGUGCGCGGUACAGCAAGUUUGCAAUGCCGUUUACGUUAGGCUGAAUUUUACUCAGCCUCUGUGCGCUUGUCCAGGAAGAUACCGCGACCCUUGCAGCGCCUCACUCGACAGCGACGAUCUCCACACUACCGAGCUGGUCACCGACCCACGAACCAAGGCUCUAACAUUGGUGAAAACAUGUGAACCAGUGGCGGAAAUGCGCGAAUGCAGAAUACCAAGAGACUGGUCUCUCCUCGCGCUACAAAACGUACGAACAGGGAAAUCUCAUUAUCUCGUUAUAUGUCGUUGUCCCGACGCCAAUAUAUUGGAGGGUCCUAUGAGUCACGAUCAACCAACAUACGCGAGCGUGCCAGGAAUACGUGUUUACGGGAUGAUGUGCGUGCAAGGGAAUCGAAAAGGACGACCAUUAAGAUAUAAGCGCAGUGUUGCAGAUCAUUUUCAUCGAGAGAUUGACGAGGAGUCUGCUGCAUACAGCGACAGUGAAGAGACGAACGAACGAUUGAAGUUUCCAUGGUACAAAGUACGGCAACUAAUGGAUUCAAUUAUUUGGGAUUAGAUUUAUUAGCUAAACUUCCAAAA
Molecule: messenger RNA, 1504 nt
Organism: Apis dorsata (giant honeybee)
Lineage: Eukaryota; Metazoa; Arthropoda; Insecta; Hymenoptera; Apidae
Gene: dsx-c73A
Exons: 5
Coding region: 36-1481 (481 amino acids)
Source: RefSeq, a predicted model, not a curated record